This is a messenger RNA of Aphanomyces astaci, 378 nucleotides long. RefSeq lists its product as hypothetical. The record is from RefSeq and is a predicted model, not a curated record. NCBI's taxonomy places the organism in Eukaryota, Oomycota, Saprolegniomycetes, Saprolegniales, Verrucalvaceae. The coding region runs from base 1 to 378 and encodes 125 amino acids. The transcript is spliced from 2 exons.
AUGAACGUACAAGACCUCUGCAACGCAAUUGUCAAGUCCCUCCAAACCAACGUGCAUGUUUUACCUGCCGCUGUCGUCGCCGCCGAUGUCGCCCGCACACUGCCAACGUCAGUGGCUGCCAAGUCGCAACGUCAAAUGACGCUGGACAGCUUCGUUUCGCACGCUGUUGUACCUACUGCACGGUCGGCGAACGAAGCAUGGACACAAUGGUUUACCGGAGACCCGGCGGUCGGGUUGUAUCAACCCCUGCGAUCGUUCAACAAACAAAUGAUCCGGGUCGACCGCCGGAAGUGCUCUGAGCGCUUGACCUUGUCGCUUUCCUUUUCAAACAAUACCUUGUCUGAAGUCCGCAAGCGAAAGCACGAGGGACGAUUGUAA